This is a messenger RNA of Dicrocoelium dendriticum, 1208 nucleotides long. Lineage: Eukaryota; Metazoa; Platyhelminthes; Trematoda; Plagiorchiida; Dicrocoeliidae. The record is from the annotation of a GenBank genome assembly.
CUUCAUACGCAUAUAACGGUUUCUCUGGUUCAGCUAGAUAUGGCUUCCGAAGUACGCCUCCGAUCUAAAAGUGUCUCAAGUUUGAUCAGUCGUCGUGCGUCACAGUCUAUCGGAUCUAUGAUUAUUGAAGUAAACGAACACGUUUACUAUAAAUGUUUGCUUCACCAAUGGGCGCAUAGAACUCUUGGUCGAAGCGAACCCUACAGUCAAAAUGGCGUGGAGAAGUUUGUCAGCCAAACGCCAAGAUUUAGACCACUUACAAUGGAAGCAUUGUUUCUUCGUGACAGACUCAAGUUUAGCAGUUACAGAAAGGCUACUCAGAAGGAGGCGCAUGAAGACAUAAAGUACCACCAAAUCAAGGGUGCAUUUGCGGUGGUCAGCCAGCCAAAUAUGCUCAUAUUUGGGAUCGAGUACCCCAAAAAACGAAGAUAUGAGUCUUUUGUAUUCCCCCACCAAGAGGACGCAAAUCGAGUUAAGGAAAUUUUAAUAGGUAUAAAAAGUAGUCCGGACGAAACGAUUCCACAAGUCACCUCACUCGAUGAGGUGAGCAGCGUCCUCAGCUGUACACCAUCUGCUCACGACGAUGCAUACGCUAUUGCCCAACGUCCAGCUCGUUCGACGCCUUCAGUGUCCUCCGUGAUACGUAGCAUCAACUUAAACGAAAAAGGCAGCAUAACUGGUGACAGUAACAGUUCGACCGUCAAACCGUUGAUAUGUGAAGUGCCCGCGGCUUCAAAGAUCAUAUUUGUCAAUUCACGUGCCCAACCAAAAUGGCCAUUACUAACUCAAAGAUCAGGUGUGUCCGCAACAUCACAUGAUUGUAACCAAGUGAAAGCUAGGAGAUUGAGUCGUGAAAAUUAUUAUUCGGAACUGAAGAAAACGGAAGAAAUUUCCUCAAGGUCAUCUGUAACCAUAUCGGAGCACCCAAGCGCCAAACUUAAUGGGUGGGGAAGCAACGUAAUUUUUAUCGACGUCGACGAAAGUAAUCGUUGUCGCAUUGUGGAUAACGGACCGGUUUAUAUGUAUUGUGAAAGUUACUGAAAUCGCAAUGUUACAGGUAUGGUAAAUCGCAUUGUAUACUUCUCUAAAGCUUGGUACAAAAGGGCUGUUUGAUCUAAAUGAUGCUUUGAUUUCACUUAAAAUAAUGACAGUGGAAAUAGUCAAUUGUAUCUCAACAUUUGCUGCUUUAAUGACUCUAAUAAUCGGAA